UUUAUAAGGACCGUGCUUUCCCUCCCAAACUAACCGGGAAGGGAAAGAAUGUUCUAAAUCGUACCACACGUCCAACAGUCGCCUUAGUGAGAGAGGGUGAGUGAGGAGCAAGCGGAGCAGCCCCUCUCGAUCUGUCCCCAGCCAAAGGCGGCCACUUUCUCUUUAAAUGCAAAUCACCUCCCUCCGGCUUAGGCUUAGCUGCCGCCCUUUCGAGUACCCGAGUACCGGGGAGGACAGCGAGGAAGGCCGAGGAAUUUGCAUCGAGGCUUCAGCAUCACUCGGGACCCCAGACCUCCAGGCCUGAGGCUCAGCCAGCAUCCAAUGGAUGAUAAGAAGAAGAAAAGGAGUCCCAAGCCCUGCUUGGCUCAGCCAGCCCAGGCACCAAGCACACUUCGAAGGGUCCCGGUACCCACAAGCCACAGUGGCUCCUUGGCCCUGGGACUCCCUCAUCUGCCAUCCCCCAAGCAGCGGGCCAAGUUCAAGAGAGUAGGCAAGGAGAAAUGUCGCCCAGUGCUGGCCGGAGGCGGGGGUGGCUCUGCAGGCACGCCCCUGCAGCACUCCUUCCUGACCGAGGUGACCGACGUCUAUGAGAUGGAGGGCGGCCUGCUGAAUCUGCUCAAUGAUUUCCAUUCCGGCAAGCUCCAGGCCUUUGGGAAGGAAUGCUCCUUCGAGCAGCUGGAGCACGUGCGAGAGAUGCAAGAGAAGCUGGCCCGACUGCACUUCAGCCUGGAUGUGUGUAGGGAGGAGGAGGACGAGGAAGAAGACGACAGAGUCACUGAGGGGCUGCCAGAGGAACAGAAAAAGACCAUGGCCGACCGCAACCUGGACCAGCUGCUUAGCAACCUUGAAGAUCUUAGUAAUUCUAUACAGAAACUGCACCUGGCGGAGAACGCUGAGCCUGAGGAGCAGUCAGCUGCGUAGGUGCUGGACGCAAGCCCAGAAUGCCUCUCUCACUCCUUUCAAACUGUGACUUUUUUAUGGACUCGGGAGCGUAUUCCACAGCUCCCAGGUGCUAUAGGGCGGGGGGCACUGGAUGGAAUUAAAAAAAAAAAAAAAAAA
Chinchilla lanigera (long-tailed chinchilla) is the source of this 1059-nucleotide messenger RNA. RefSeq names its product coiled-coil domain containing 28B (gene Ccdc28b). Bases 322 to 921 code for a protein of 199 amino acids. Lineage: Eukaryota; Metazoa; Chordata; Mammalia; Rodentia; Chinchillidae. The record is from RefSeq and is a predicted model, not a curated record. The transcript is spliced from 6 exons.